AUGGUCGCGGCGGGAGAUCCGGAAUCCUUCUUCGCCACCUCGCCCGCGCUGCGCGACGCCAGUGCUGUCGCCGCCAACCUGCAGGAGUUCGUUGCGUGCAAUUCGCACGUCUCAUCAGAGGGCGGCGGGCGGCGGCGGAUCGUUUGCGUCACGUCGGGCGGGACGACGGUGCCGCUGGAGCAGCGAUGCGUGCGCUACAUCGACAACUUCAGCUCCGGCCACCGCGGCGCUGCGUCCACCGAGUAUUUCUUAAAGGCUGGCUAUGCGGUCAUUUUCGUCCAUCGGCGAGGGAGUUGCCAACCUUUCUCUAGGUUCCUCCCUGAUGAUUCGUUUCUCCAGUUCUUUGAUGUCACAACAGAUUUGAAGGUUCAAGUUGUCGAGUCCCAAGCAACGGUGGUAAAGAAAGCAAUUGGGGAUUAUCGCAAGGCUAUUGAAGGAGGCUCUCUGCUGAAACUCCCAUUCACCACGAUAUUUGAAUAUCUUCAGUUACUGAAGAUGGUGGCUACAUCUAUGAGCUCUGUGGGUCUCCACGGGAUGUUCUAUCUCGCUGCAGCUGUGUCUGACUUCUAUGUUCCAUGGGAUAGCAUGGCAAAACAUAAGAUUCAGUCAGCCGGAGGCCCACUGGAUAUGAAGCUCAGUCAGGUUCCAAAAAUGCUUUCCGUUCUGCGAAACCAAUGGGCCCCCUUGGCCUUCUGCAUAUCCUUCAAGCUGGAGACGGAUUCAGAUAUUCUAGUUCAGAAAGCAGAAAUGGCUCUGAACAAGUACAGGAUGAACGUUGUUGUGGCCAAUCUGCUUGCAACGUACAAAGAGGAAGUCGUCAUUAUCUCAAAUGGCAAAAGCAAUACCAUUCGAAGGUGCAACAAAGAUGAGGAUCUGGAGGAGCAUAUUAUCAAGCUCCUGGAGAAGAGCCACUCAAAGUAUAUUUACAGCAGCACAGAAGGGCGCAAUAAGAAUGAUUACGGAAAGAUUAUACCGUUAGGCAUCAAAAGUCUGGCUUGA
Molecule: messenger RNA, 999 nt
Organism: Miscanthus lutarioriparius
Lineage: Eukaryota; Viridiplantae; Streptophyta; Magnoliopsida; Poales; Poaceae
Source: the annotation of a GenBank genome assembly